This is a messenger RNA of Saprolegnia diclina VS20, 1546 nucleotides long. RefSeq lists its product as hypothetical. Bases 25 to 1470 code for a protein of 481 amino acids. The transcript is spliced from 8 exons. NCBI's taxonomy places the organism in Eukaryota, Oomycota, Saprolegniomycetes, Saprolegniales, Saprolegniaceae. The record is from RefSeq and is a predicted model, not a curated record.
CUCAAGCAUUGUGCGAACAGCGUCAUGGUCACAUCAGCCUACUUGCGCGGCGUCUUUCAUCUCCGACGACCGGACGCGGCGAGGCUGCCCCCCAAGCCUGCCAAGAGCCAAGCGCUCGACUUGGACCAAAACCCGAAGCGGGAAGAUGUCGUUAGGCGCCUUGAACGCGACUCGCUGCGAGAAGAACUCGCAGUCUUUGCAAACCAGCGCCAAUUGAAGUCGCUGCGCAUCCCGCUACCGCGCCACUGGACACAGGACCACCGGGCGUCCUUGGAUGCCAUCGCGGCCUCAGUGCACGGACUCACGGUGGUCAUCGACGAUGAUGCGCUCGUCGCGGCGCUGCCGGAUACGAGUGACGCACCCGAAGUCUUCGUCAACGUCCCCGAGCUGGCGGCAAAAGGUCACGACUCGUUCGUGGCGCACCUCCGGCACGACCGCAUGGACUCAGCAGGCGGCCAUCGAGUGCAUAUGCUCUGGGACGUCGCCCAGUUGCAGUCGACAAGUGCGCACGCCUUCGAAUCCGUUGUCGGCGGCGAGGGCGGCGUCUACGCGCUGUCGUCGUCGCCGUCCGGCGCCAAGGUCGUCAUGUUCAAGCCCAUCGAAGAAGAGGUGUUCGUCCGCGAAGGCCUCUGCGCGGGUGAAGGCGCUGUGCGAGAAGAAGCCGCCUACGUCUUGGACGCUGCGAUGGGUGGUUUUAGCGGCGUGCCUCCCACGGCCGUCGCGCGGCUGCACAUGGCCAACUGCAAACUCAAAACAACCAGCAGCGCCAACAACGCCGGCUGGCUCAAGCUCGGUGCCGUCCAGCGGUUCAUGGGCCCAAGCGCUGGCAGUAUGGAAGACUUUGGCAUGCCCCAUGCGCUUGAAAAAGCGGCUCAAAUGGUCUCAGUCGACCAAGUCCAUCGCGUUGGGCUCCUCGACGUGCGCCUCUUCAACACGGACCGCCAUGGCGGCAAUCUUUUGCUCCUUGGCAAGUCCGCACCGUACACACUCGUGCCCAUUGACCACGGGUGUAUCCUUCCGAGCUGGGACCGCCUGAGCGAAGCGCGUCUGGACUGGGCCACGUACCCGCAGGCCAGAGCGCUGUUCAGUCCCGCGAUGCGCCAACACGUCGCGGCCUUGAAUGCUGCGGCAGACGCCCACCGCCUUCGCCGUCUCGGCAUUCGAGAAGAGUGCAUCGCGACGCUGUAUAUUUGCACGCUCGUGCUCAAGACGGCGACUCUGGCCGGCAAAUCCCUGGCGUGGAUCGGCGCCUACUUGAGCCGAGACGGUUGCUUUGAAGCGCCGUCUCGGCUGGAAGAAGCCAUCGCGCGCGCGUGCACGGCAUGCGACAUCCCUUAUUUAUGGACGAAGAACGACCACGGCGAAGCCCGCUUUGACGUGGCCGAUGGUAUUCUGCGCCGUCGCCCCCCAAACGUGUUUUACGCGUGUCUUCAAAAAGCGAUGACGCUCGACGCGACGGCAACCAAAUAAACAUAUUUUAGCAUUGGAUACAUACAUAUUAUUUGAAAGAUUGAUAUAUAACGCAUGCGCAGUUUUGCUUACAUGG